AUGGGAAUUCAAAAGCUACAAGUUGGUAUGGCCGGCCUUGGUCGAGUUGGCAAGUUCCACGCCAUGAACUUCCUCCAGCGUACUCCCCGUGCCGAACUUGUCGCCGCUUUUACUCCAGACCCCACUGAGAUUGCAUGGGGUAGAGUAAACCUGGAGCCUCAUGGUGUCACCCUGUACGACAACUACGAUGAGAUGCUCAAGCACCCUGGUCUUCAAGCUGUGGCCAUUGGAACAGCUACUUCGGUUCAUGCGGAGGAGGCUAUCAAGGCCAUGGACGCGGAAUUGCACGUUCUAUGCGAGAAGCCUCUCUCAAUCCAUAUCGACGUGUGCAAAGCUGUCGUUCAGGCUGCUAAGAAGAAGCCUCACCUCAAGGUGAUGUGUGGCUUCUCUCGACGCUUCGACGAGUCCUACCGGGAGGCAUACAGCAAGGUCGAACAGGGACUGAUCGGACGACCUUCAAUUAUUCGCAGCCAGACCUGUGAUAAACUCGACCCUUCUGGAUUCUUUGUCGAGUACGCAGCUUGGUCUGGUGGGGUUUUUGUUGACAUGGCGGUGCACGAUAUCGAUCUCACAUUGUGGUUCUUCGGAGACGACAUUAUCCCCAAGAGCAUCUCUGCCCAUGGAAUCACUGCGGUUCAGCCCGAGCUGAAGAAGCACAAAGAUUACGAUAAUGCUGUUGGUAUCGUCGAGUUCCAGAACGGCAAGAUUGCCUACUACUACUGCUCGAGGAUGAUGGCUCAUGGACAAGAGGAUACCACGGAGAUUAUUGGUACCGAGGGCAAGUUGGCCGUCAACAACAACCCUCAGCGGAAUUUUGUCAACUACUACCACGCUGGUGGUAUCACUCGUGAAGUUCCUCCUAACUUCAUGGGCCGGUUUGGUCCUGCUUUUGUGCAGGAGGCCAAUGAGUUCACUGCUGCUUGCCUUGACAACACUCCUCUGCCCAUGAAGCUGAGCAAUGCCGUCAAGGCGGUUGAGAUUGGAGCUUAUCUGCAGGAGGCGCUGGUCACCGGAAAGCAGAUUCACUUCGACGAGAUUGGUCGUCGUAUUGAAAAGUCUCAGCUGUAG
Molecule: messenger RNA, 1068 nt
Organism: Penicillium pulvis
Lineage: Eukaryota; Fungi; Ascomycota; Eurotiomycetes; Eurotiales; Aspergillaceae
Product: putative NAD binding Rossmann fold oxidoreductase
Exons: 2
Coding region: 1-1068 (355 amino acids)
Biological process (GO): NADPH regeneration
Cellular component (GO): cytoplasm
Molecular function (GO): oxidoreductase activity; nucleotide binding
Source: RefSeq, a predicted model, not a curated record